AUCGGAUUGAAACUUAGCUCAAGACUUAAUUUUAUACGGAGCUCAUUAAUAAGUUUGUAUCGAUUUUCUUCAACAUCGUCUUUAGGUUUGAUACUUCAUCGAUCGGCCGUUGCUCUGUCGGGGCACUAAAUACGAUUUUUGGCGUCUCUUACAAGACACUAGUCCUGCGCCAUCUAAAGAGGCUGGUAAAGAUGUUGUCGAUUCUUCGAAAAGCACGGUUGAAGGAUAAGGAGAUGAGAAUCCUGAUGCUGGGCUUGGAUAAUGCAGGUAAAACGACGAUCGUCAAGAAGGUGAUGAAUGAGGAUGUCAACACCGUAAGUCCGACAUUGGGCUUCAUCAUCAAGACAAUUGACUACGAGGGGUAUAAAUUAAAUAUAUGGGAUGUCGGCGGCCAGAAGACACUUCGCUCAUACUGGCGCAACUAUUUCGAGAAGACAGAUGCUCUCAUAUGGGUUGUCGAUGCGACAGAUCGGUUGAGAAUCGACGAUUGCAGGGAAGAGCUUCACGGGCUGCUACAAGAAGAGCGUCUUUCGGGUGCAAGUUUACUGGUAUUCGCUAACAAGACCGAUGUGCAAGGAUGUAUGGACGAGAGUGAGAUUCUUCAAGGACUACAGCUCGAGGCUAUUCGGACACACCGAUGGCAUAUUCUGCGAUGUAGUGCCAUGACGGGACAGAAUCUCAAAGAGGGCCUGGCGUGGGUAGUCGAGGACGCAAAAGCGAGGUUAUUCUUGUAUUAACGAUUCUAUGAUCCUUUAAUAUGAAGAUAAAUCUCCGAUUAAGUGAUGUUGUGCUUGUGAUAUCAUAGCAUAAGAAUUAUAUGUGCGAAGGCAGCAUGGAUGGAACUUUGAAUAAUAUUAUUAGAGGUUUAACUGUAAACCCCCACACUGCCC
Molecule: messenger RNA, 890 nt
Organism: Annulohypoxylon maeteangense
Lineage: Eukaryota; Fungi; Ascomycota; Sordariomycetes; Xylariales; Hypoxylaceae
Product: ARF/SAR superfamily
Exons: 5
Coding region: 192-737 (181 amino acids)
Biological process (GO): protein folding
Cellular component (GO): cytoplasm; microtubule cytoskeleton
Molecular function (GO): GTPase activity; GTP binding
Source: RefSeq, a predicted model, not a curated record